UAAAUGCCUGUACUCGAAAACUCAAAACUUGAUAUAAAUCCUCCUUGUUAUUGACAAGGAAACCAAGAAUAUGUUGACAAGCUCUUUAUACAUUUAAGAGCCGCAGCAGUUUCCUGCAUUCCGUAAAAUCAACAUUCAUCCUUCUUUCUGUGCAGACUUUCAAUGGAAAUUCAGUUUCAGCAACAAAAGCAGCAGCAACGACAAGGCAUUCCACUUAACAAAGUAAACAAGUUCAAGGGAAGAAAUAAUAAAAGCAACAGCAAUAACAAGUUUGUUGGUGUGAGACAGAGACCUUCUGGUAGAUGGGUUGCUGAGAUCAAGGACACAACAAAAAAGAUAAGGGUCUGGCUUGGCACCUUUGAAACUGCUGAAGAAGCUGCUCGAGCUUAUGAUGAAGCUGCCUGCCUUCUCCGCGGAUCCAAUACUCGAACAAAUUUCGCUACCAAUGCAAACUUCGAUUCUCCUCUUGCUUCUCGGAUUCGAAAUCUAGUUAACAACAAAAAAAGAGGUAAACAACAAGGUGUUCAACAUGUUCCUCCUAACACCACAGUUAGUACUACCACUAGUGCUACUUCUAGCAGUAGUUGCAUAAGCAGUGGUGGCAUGACCAGUGAAUAUUCACCUUCUGGUAAUAUUGCUCGAGACUCUCAGUUGUUUGAUGAUGCUUAUAAACCAGAUUUAAGUAACUGCACCAAGGAUUUUGAGUUAGGUUCUUAUCAAUCCGAUCUUUCAUCUGGAUUCGGAAAUGGGGUUGAUCGAUUUUUAUUUACUCAAGAGCUGUUGGAUUUUCCAGAGAACAGUGCUUCCCCUGAGGCUAAGCACUUAGAGUUCACAGAAUUUGACAGGAUGAAAGUUGAAAGGCAAAUUUCAGCUUCCCUUUAUGCCAUUAAUGGAGUUCAAGAGUACAUGGAUGCUGUCCAUGAUCCUGCUGAAGCUUUUUGGGACCUUCCACCAUUGUGUUCAUUGUUCUGUCAGAUAUGAUCAUGGUUAAAAGUACCUAUGAAAUGUUCUCUCUAUGUUUAAUCUUUGUUAUUGUUUCUUUCAUCAGAAUGAAAAAAGUAUAUAUGAUUUAGGAUUUGUUAUCAGGUUACAGUAGCAGAUGGAAUUUCGAAGAGAUUAGUUUGUCUUUCCUCAACUUGUUCUUGCAGGAUAAUUUUUAUUAUUGCAAU
This is a messenger RNA of Mangifera indica (mango), 1169 nucleotides long. Its product is annotated as ethylene-responsive transcription factor ERN1-like. Gene Ontology annotation, molecular function: DNA binding; DNA-binding transcription factor activity. The record is from RefSeq and is a predicted model, not a curated record. The coding region runs from base 163 to 981 and encodes 272 amino acids. Gene Ontology annotation, biological process: regulation of DNA-templated transcription. The transcript has a single exon. Lineage: Eukaryota; Viridiplantae; Streptophyta; Magnoliopsida; Sapindales; Anacardiaceae.